GAAUUUUCAACAUCGAUUCCGAUAUUGCGGCGAACUGCGCAGUGCGCAUGCGCGUUUCCGUGUGUUUCCUUGUCAGCUGCAUCACCGUCAAGUGUCGACCGUCCAACCUACUGAUAAAAAAGGAGACGGCUCACUUUUCGCUUUUCGGAUUUUUCCUGCAUGUCACACGCAACGUGCGCCGAUUGAUGCCGAUUUUCGGCCGCCGAACCCUGUGAAACGAAGCAGCAGCCAUGUUCAGCCGCGUGCGAAGCGCCUUCAUGAACGUGGUCGGCGGGAUCGAGCCCGUGGUCGGCAUGAAGGAUGUCGACGGCCCGUCCGACGAGCGGGACAGACACCGACACUUGCCUCACAAGUUUCCGUACACGCGACCGCAUUUUCUUCAGCUGCACACCGAGGAGGAGAUCGCGGUGACCGCGGACCACCACAUUCGGCCCAUUAUCGUGCCCAGGGACAUCAACGUCAUGCCCUGGAGUGCUGGAUACGCAGAGGCUGUGAAUGCGGGAAAGUCAAUGCUGAACGAAGACCAGGCUUGCAUCCAUCGAGGCUUGCUGACCAGACAAGAUCGCAACUCGUCGGACAGCCACAAAGCACCAAGUCUGCCGUAUGUUUACUUUGGCAUCUUCGAUGGACAUGCUGGAUCUGGCGCUGCGGUGGCUGCUGCAAACCAACUGCACCAUAUCAUUCAUGAAAAGCUGGUGGACAUAAUCGACCACUUGAUCCCUCCAGUCGUGCAGAUGGAAAAGUCGUCGAGGAGCGGCUUAUCCUUCUUCUUUCCCGGCAAAGAAGUGAGCAAGGAAUCUCUGAUAACCGGUGCCUUGGAGUCAGCAUUUUGGGACAUGGAUCAACUAAUAGGAGAGGACAAACUGAAAUACAAAGUGAACGGCGGCUGCACGGCCUUGGCAGCUCUCUUCAUUGACGGAAAGUUGUACGUGGCCAACGCUGGAGACUCGCGAGCCGUGCUUGUGCGCCACAGCCGCUCGCAACCCAUGUCGUACGACUUUACGCCAGAGUCGGAGCGACAGCGCGUCCGCAGACUUGCUGCCUUGCAACCGGAGCUGCUGGGCAACGAGUACACGCACCUAGACUACUGCCAGAGACCGGUGCAGAAGGACAUCGGCAAAAGGAUCCUCUACAGGGACUGGUACAUGACUGGCUGGGGAUACAAAACCGUCACGCCAAGUGAUCUCAAGCUGCCUGUUGUCCAUGGCGAGGGCAAAAGGAGCCGAGUUUUGGCCACAAUCGGUGUCACCAGAGGAUUUGGUGACCACGAACUGAAGGCUCUCUACUCAAAUAUUCCUAUCAAGCCAUUCCUACUAUGCCAGCCAGAGGUGAAGGUACUGCAUGUUGAUAAUGAAGAAGAGUGGAGCGAAGAAGAUGUCUUAAUUAUGGGCACUGAUGGUUUGUGGGACGUGACCAGUAACGAACGGGUCGCUGAAAUCAUCACAAAAAGCUUCAAACAGUUUCCUCAGGACGAGAAUCGCAACAAAUAUAGGUACACAUCUGCAGCUCAGGACUUGGUGAUGUCCUCGAGGGGCAAGUUGACAGAGCGCAACUGGCGCACCUCGGAGGGCAAGUCGGCCACGAUCGACGACAUUUCUGUGUUUGUAAUCCCGAUCGUGGACUACAAACGGGAUCACUCGGCCUGGCUGGAACAAAACAAAGCCCUGCGCGAGCAAAUCAGUGCUAACAUGAACAGCAUCAACAGCAACGUGGUGGUCGAUAGGGCCGUCCACAACGGACACCCGCAGGACGAAGAGGAGGAAGUGUCUCUCGAGAGUGUGAUGAACGGAGACGACGAAAUCGAUACCUCGGCCCCGCUCAGACUCGAGCUGCAAUGAAUGCGUUUAUUUUAGGUCCAGCGAGCUGUAUUUCUGUUCUUUCCACAUUCAAAGGCUCAAUACACAAACGUUUUGUAAGGUGAAGUCUGGGAGGAAAUAUGCGGAUCACGUGCUUUUGUUUCAAACCUCUUUUUAUCAGUUGGUUCGGCUGUGCAAUCGAGCAGAAUCGGUCAUAAUUAUUUGCUAAUUUGGGCAAGUUUACAUUAUUAUCUCAUGUUAUUACACUGCGACGCUCCUGACAUCUGGUAUUUCCGCGGGAGCCGGGACUGUGAUAAUGUGUGCGGUAACUUAAUCUAUUUGUGUAAACACAUUCCUACUGCACCUGAGUUGAUAGUUUUAGCGAAAUUCGCCAUUUUUGUGGAAGCCCAUCGAAUUUGCAGCCGCUAUCAGGCGGAGGUAUCACCAUACUCGGGAAAUUCAUUAUAUUCGACAGUGCCAAUCGAUUCCUGAGGGAAGAAUUCGGGCAAGCCCAAUUCGACGCGAAAAUCAGGGAAAACGUAAAAAUUCUUCUGCGAAUUUUGGUUUGAAAAUAUCUCCAGCGACCAAACUGAGAAAGGUUCUGUGAAUGACUUUGAUAGUGGGCGUGUUUGGUACUUGUGUAAUACAACACGACGCCCGUAGCUUACGCUGGCUGUCACUGUGGCGCUGCUGUCUCGAUCUGAAGAGUUGGACCGGUACUGAGGAGUCGCUCUUUUUUCUGAUUGGUUGCUGAAAUUCUUAAGGAACUUUUUAGCUAUUUUCGGAACAAAAGGUAUUUUUGUACGAUUCUGUUUAUUUUCGGCUGCCCAUUCUCAGUAAUUGACCGGCAUUAUCGAAAAAAUGAAAUUCUGGAAAACUUAAAAUAAAUGGUGGCGGGGCUUCCCGCGACGAAUGGUAAUUUACGAACGAUUUUUGUGUGCUCUGUGCGCUAGUUGAAGCUUUACAUUUCGGUUCACUGAUGUCACAUAAGAACGUCUAAACUAAUGUCACAAACUUAUUAAUUAGAAGCAAAAUGUCAUAUAAUUUGGCGUGCAUUCCAAAAAGCAUUCUGUUGGAAAUCUGGUCGCCGUCAGGUUUUUUCUAAUUCCAGAUAAAAAGUUCUCUCUAAUCAUUGAAGUUGUUUAUUUUUGACAAUAAUUUUUACAAAGACUUGGUUUUUUAUGUGAGCAUUUUCCAGGCGUGUAUUACGAUUGUGUUCUUUAUAUUAUUUAUUGCAUAAAUGUAGCAUAUAUAUUAUAUAUUAUCACCUAUAAUCUACAUGCACCUUUAAAAUGCACAGGUUUCGUUAAAAUAAUACGCAUAAUAUUAUUCUAUCAGAAAUUAUGAUCGAAGUAUUUGCUUUUUAUGUAUAUUUUAUGAUACACAAAAUAAACUUCCAAGGAUAUGGAGUUCAUAUGAAAUGGAAAA
Cloeon dipterum is the source of this 3224-nucleotide messenger RNA. RefSeq names its product protein phosphatase 1H. Gene Ontology annotation, biological process: protein dephosphorylation. The transcript is spliced from 8 exons. Lineage: Eukaryota; Metazoa; Arthropoda; Insecta; Ephemeroptera; Baetidae. The record is from RefSeq and is a predicted model, not a curated record. Gene Ontology annotation, molecular function: protein serine/threonine phosphatase activity; cation binding. Bases 231 to 1838 code for a protein of 535 amino acids.